Gadus chalcogrammus (walleye pollock) is the source of this 2983-nucleotide messenger RNA. It is a transcript of the gene wdpcp, whose product is annotated as WD repeat containing planar cell polarity effector. The coding region runs from base 488 to 2614 and encodes 708 amino acids. Gene Ontology annotation, biological process: nervous system development; cilium organization; establishment of protein localization. Gene Ontology annotation, molecular function: protein binding. Gene Ontology annotation, cellular component: axonemal basal plate. The record is from RefSeq and is a predicted model, not a curated record. The transcript is spliced from 18 exons. NCBI's taxonomy places the organism in Eukaryota, Metazoa, Chordata, Actinopteri, Gadiformes, Gadidae.
AGCACAGUCGCGACAUUUCGACACUUUACGGCAGAGCGGUUGGUUGUGGGAGCUGUAGUUCAAUGUGUUCGAUUGUAGCUCAAUGAUUAGCACAACCCCAACGCAUGCAUGUAUGCACACAAUACGCGUCACAAAUGGCAUAUUUCACGUAGUCAUACAUGAGAUCGAUUAUUUCGUUACGUUAAAGUCGUGUAAGGACAAUCUCUAAACAUCGGUAGUUUGUUUGAUUCAGGACGUUUGAACUUAUGGAUGUGACGUUGCUAAGCAACCCUGGACUCAUACUAGAGCUCUAGUUAGCCUGAUGGCUAGCUGAGCACAAAAGCUACCUAUGGGUUGUGAUGAUACUAACACGUGCAUAUAAUCAUCUUUACUUUGCUACCUGUUUUUUUGUAUCGUAGCACUAUGAAAGCGCCAUCUCGUUGUUACCCAACACGUUGCCGUCUGCGAUACAGACAUAAGUAAGAUCCCUGGUGAAUUAUCUGUUCCCAUGGCUUUCUGCCUGGCUGAGCUUCACUUGUGGUCAACGAAGAGCUCCCUCCAAGUCAAAGACACUGACAUUGGCACCCAUCAGUACUACCAUAAAGGGGAGCCAGUCGCCGAUUCACAGACCAAACACUACUACAAUGACAAACUCAAAUUUUCAGAAGCCCGAGGGUAUUCAUGGACGCCCCAGAACCGGCGGCCAGAGAAGCUCCGUGAUUCGUUGAAAGGGUUAGAGGAACUGUUGCAGACUAAGACUUGUGUUCACACCAGAUGGAAGAACAAGCAAUGCUGCCAGUUAAUGUUGAGCAGUGGGGUCCUAAUCACCCUCACCCUGAACGGUCCCCAGCUGGAGAGAGUGUGUAUAGACCACGCAUUGGUGGGACGACUCCCGGGCCACACUGUGACUGACGCGGUGCUCACUGAUAGGCUAUUGCUGUUGUCCUUCCUGGAGCAAAGCCAGGUGGGUGUGGUAUACCUGGGUAGGAGGAGCCAGGGCUCCCCAGAGGUCAACAGACGGCAAGAGAAACUCUCCGCUUCUGAAAUGAAGGUGGUGUGUGUGGAGCUGGGCAGUGGAUCGGGCCGUCGGCUGGUCAGACGCGUGACCCUCAACCCCCUUGAGGACGUGGCGGUGUGUUGGUGGCCCCAGGACGACCCCAGCCAGGGCCUAUGGCCCUCGGCCCUGGGACCCGCACACACAGACACACACAACCUGGUCAUGCUGGGCUGCUCUUCUGCGGACACACUCAAGGUGCUGAGCUCUGUAAGGACGGAGGGCCAGCCUCUGCACUGCCACUUCAGCCAGCUCCAGCCCCACCAGCUGCUGACAGUGGAGCUGAGACCCCGGUCCCAAGGGGAGACGUCCUGGGCGGUGGAUGCUUGCGCGUACGACUGCGCACAGGGCCUCCUCCAACGCACGUCCGUCACACGUAUCCCACUGCAGGCCGAGCCCAUCUCCUGCUCCCGCCACCCCGCUGAGACUCUGCUGCUCCUGGGCCUCAGCGACUCCUCACUGGUGCUCUACGACCAGCGAGGGGGCGGGACGUGCUGCAACGUCACCUGCACGGCCCCUCCCGCGUUCCUGGCCUGGCAUCCUUCAGGGGGCCUGGUGGUGGUGGGCGGAGGGCAGGGGGAGCUGAUGUGCUUCGACGUGGGGCUGGCACCUCUGGGGGUGCGGUUGGUGGCCGAGGAGCUCGCCAACGCCCCCGCCACGCUGAGGCUAUCUGAGCACCUGCGCUGCACCGGAGGGCUGGAGGGGCUUCACUGGGGCAUGGGCCCGGGCUGCCAGCCGGAGGGGUGUGACCUCCUGAUGCUGGCCCUGCAUGGAGGACCUCUGGCUGCCCUCAAAUUCAGGCUUGGAGUGGUGAGCGGGGGGGGACUGGGCCCGUCUGAGCUUCUCCAGGAACGCCUGCGCUGGGGACAGGUCGGCCCGGCACUGGGGAUCCUCAAGGCCUUGGACUGGGACCCAUCGGGGGAGCAGUGCUACCGCGGGCUGAGUCUGAUAACCAUUCAUCUGCUGAGGCUUGAUCUGAACGCAGAGAGAGAGGCCCAGCUGGAGGCAGCCCUCGGUGUGUUCUAUGCCCCACCUGUCCCCCUCCCUGACGCAGUAGUCCUGGAUUAUAGAGAGCCAAUCAGCUCCUACGCACGGCGUUUCUUCCACCACCUCAUCAGGCACCAGCGUUUGGAGAAGGCUUUCCUGCUAGCCGUGGACCUCAGGGCCAGAGACCUGUUCAUGGACCUCCAUUAUGUGGCCGUUGAUAAGGGCGAGAUGGUGCUGGCGGACGCGGCCAGGAGGAAGGCCCGUGAGGCGGAGUUCCCCGCCAUCGCCGCCGCCACUGAAGAGUCUUCAAGAGGUAGGAGCGGGAUGUGUAGCCUGUCCCUCAGUGAUAGACACACAGAACGACCAAUCAGCAAACAGACUGAGAGGGACAAGGAAGCCACCGACCCAGCUCUUCUGCUCCCUCCCACAGCACGGGUUGCUCGAGAGAACAAUCACGCAAGACUUUGUGAAGACGAUCUACUACUCACCAUUCAGGGAUGGAGUCUAGCAGGAACCAUCAGGAUGGAUGAAGAUGAACCCAGUAAGAGAGACGACCCUGGUACACUUGAGGUUAUUGAUCUAGGACGUGUGUAAACACAAACCUGUUGUUACUUAAGCAGAGUGGGUCUGCCCUGUAGAGCUGGAGGGCACAAGCUGCACCCUUUACAAGUGGGUUAGAACCCAGGCCGAGAGAGUGUGGUAAUAACUCACCUAUAUUGUUUUAUUACAUUUUUAUCUAACAAGCAAAUGUUGGUGAUAACACUAUUGUUUUAUCAAUGCAAAAAGAUUCAACAAUAAUACACAGUGAUUAUGUAUUGGACUUUUACGUAAUGAAUCAAAUGAGUUGUACAACAAGAAGAUGAUUGUUCACACUUAUAUUAUAAGAUAUUUAAACAACAGAAUAAAGAACUUGCAGUGGGACGCUGUGCUGUUUGUUGAGUGCUUUCAGUGGAACGUCGUCAC